This is a messenger RNA of Pogonomyrmex barbatus (red harvester ant), 5220 nucleotides long. RefSeq names its product Pre-mRNA-splicing regulator female-lethal(2)D (gene fl(2)d). The record is from RefSeq and is a predicted model, not a curated record. Gene Ontology annotation, cellular component: nucleus. Lineage: Eukaryota; Metazoa; Arthropoda; Insecta; Hymenoptera; Formicidae. Gene Ontology annotation, biological process: regulation of alternative mRNA splicing, via spliceosome; mRNA modification.
AGGGAUUUUAAGACGUGUGUUAGGAAAAAAUUUUCAAAUCGAUCUGGCAACACUGGUUCAAAGCAUUUCGCCAUAGGUCGAUUGUGAUUGGAGCAUGCGCUGGCGCACUCCCGUUCAGCCAUUCUGCCUCCCUUCUCUUCGGUCUGCGGGGGUGAUUGUCAUUCAUGAUUAGUCGUACCGUACUUGAUUGCGGCGAGGUUCAUCGCGUUCCCGAGUUUUCGCGUAUGGUGUCGCGUAUUACGGGUGUAUCACGUUCGAAACGACUCGACGCUUAGCCGUGAAGUCGCGCGCGUUUACUAUCAGCCACUCGUAACAGUCGACUACGUUCGGAUUGAUCGAUCGCGGAGUGAAGUUCAUCGCGCGCGGGGACCCAUUUGGCGCUUUUUCCACGGACGCGCGAUGUCACCCGUCCCGUCCCUCCCCUGAUAUCCGACACAGCCGUGUCCAACAAUGAGAUGUCCGCCGUUCUAACGGGCGAGGUAGGUGGCCGGACACCGUAGAUUUUGACGACAUGAGAGACAGAGGGAGAGGAAGAGGAAAAAAAGAAAAAACUUUCGCGCGCGCGGUGCCAUCACCGAAACCGCGUGACAAUCGAUCGCCGCGAAUUUGGCUCCGUGUUGUUGCCUCAGUUGCUCUCGCGAGCCCAAUUCAGGAUCACGUUCGUUAAUCCUGGAAGAUGAAAAAAAGGAGAUAAAGAGGGGAAGAUGGUAGGAGCGAAAAGAAAAAAAAAAAUAAAGAACCGAAUGCUUAAACGUAACGCAGGCUGCUCCUUCGUGGCGGACAUGUCGACAUAAUGGCGUCACGACUGUCUUUCGAGAAUACCGGAGAUAAAUACAAUCCGUCUUUCUGAUCACUACAACGGCGAAUUCCGAUGACGCCUUUAGUGCCAGAAUUUCACCUGCUUUCGUUCCCUUCGAGACUGCCAUUCCCGAUACGUUCAAUAGACACGCGCGUACAUUUUCCAAUUAGAUGAUUAUCUUCUAAUAGCAUUGGUUGCAUCGUAGCAUUUAGUUACUGGCGCAAUUCAUUGGCAUCGUGACAUUAAUGAAUGCAAGAUUUCGCAUAAAGACUUCUUCUACAAUAUAACAUCCAACUGCGCAAUAGUAGUGAAAUGGCAGAUGAAUGCAGCGAGGUCAAGUCGGCAGGACCGUCCUCGCCCAGAAGUCCUCAGAGCAGUAACAACGGCGGGAAGCCAAGUAGUCCACAUUCGCCUAGGCAACCAAGACGUGUAAAGCUAACUCAGCAACAAUUGGACAGCUUGACUAAGGACGAGCUAGCAGCCAAAUGGCAUGAACAGGACUUGUAUGUGGAGUGUCUAGAAGCCCAGGCGGCAGCUCAGGAAGGUACUGAGAUCACACGAGUGAGACCACCUCACUCACCACAUAUCUUAAGCGAAUUAACGAAUGCCAGAACACAACGGUCCUUUAUAAGAGACAGAACUCUCGUAGAGACGCUAAGCUUAGGGUUUGUUAGAUCAGUGUUUAGGAUAUUAUCAUUAAGUUGUCUGUUAGGUUUAAGGUAACAAAAGGAAGCUUUAGUUAAAUAAGAAAUUACUCCAGGUAUAAAUGUAGCAGACGAUUUUUAUCGUUCUAUGAGGAACUUUGGUACGCGUGCGAUCAGGUUUUAUUGUAUCCGCACGAAAGUACUAGAAAGAUUAGAUAUGGAAAAAGAUAAUGUUGCGCUUAUAUAUAGUGAUUAUAUUAAUAUACUAAUUCUCAUAAUUAAAUUUGUGAUGUGUACAGUGCGGGUAUUUAAAAUUAAAAAUUCAUAUGUAUUGUGAUAUAAGGCGAUUUAAAGUAUUUGUGAGCAUGGGUGGAGUGACAGCCACAUAUACAUAACGUAUAGAAAAAAACAAAUUUAGUCUACUAAAUUUUUUUGUGAGCAAUUAUAUGAUCAGCCUUAAAAGGCAUAAUUAGCAAAUAAAGUGGAAAUGGCUGAAAUAACAAGUGUUCAUGUGUAUCAAAAAGCAUCAAUGAGGUUUUUCUUUAACAAAAAAGAAAACCCGUGUCUGCCAUUGAUGUUGUGGAAGGCACAACUUUGGCAAAAAGAAAAAAAUAUUUUAUAAGUGCCCUGUGCAGUGCGUCACGCGUAUACCUCUGCAGUGUUAAUAAUUAUACCAUCAAACAUAGAAGAGUGUGUGCCGUGUGUGUGAUACUCAAAAUACCGAGUUUCUAGUUAACGAGGAUGAGAAAAGCAGCGUUUAUACAAUGGCGCUGAAUUUAUGGCUCAGAGGAAUAAUAAGAGUGGAUCCGCGUCAUCCAUUGGCCUACAAAAUUCUGCACCUGGGGUGCGUGAAAUUUUGAAUCUCGGUGAAGUACGCAACAACACAUUCGUCGUUACCAACUAGAACGUUACACGAUCCAUGAUCCCGUCAUCUGUCUCCCUUCCCUGCAAUUUACGUAUCCUUACAUAUUUUCUUAUCCUUAAACUUCUUUUUUCCAAUUAGAGAUAAUGCAAUUUUUAAUUAAAUGUAUUCCUAGACCCAAUCCUACAUAUUCUCACUAUGAAUGCAACUUGUGCAUGCAUUUAUACCUGCACCAUAAUGUCCUGGUAUCAGAUACGAAUUUCAAAAGUGUACACACACCUGUGAAUUAAGCCCGACCAACGUCUCGUUACAACAUCUGUGCCUGCAACAAGUACGCUUGAUUCUUGCGGAAGAAAAGUAACGUCCACUCUUGGUCAUGGUGGAAGUACAGAGAAUCUCACAGAAAUGGCACGUCGCAACAACUCCAAAAAUCAAAGUGAACUAGCUUCAUUGAGAGAAUCCGAAAACAAAUACAGGCAACAAUAUAUAGAAGCGUCUCACAGGGAGAAGAUCUUAGUAAGAAGACUUGCUUCUAAAGAACAGGAAUUGCAAGAAUAUAUUAAUCAAAUAACUGAAAUGAAAACCACCCAAGCUCCGUCCGCAGCUGCAUUAAGGUCUACUUUAUUAGAUCCGGCUGUUAAUAUAUUGAUACAGAAAUUAAGACAAGAGCUAAUAACGACCAAAAGUAAAUUGGAAGAUACGCAGAAUGAAUUAAGCGCAUGGAAGUUCACUCCGGAUAGUAAUACGGGGAAAAGAUUAAUGGCAAAAUGUAGAUUGUUAUAUCAGGAAAAUGAGGAGCUUGGUCGUAUGAUUGCCAGCGGACGUAUUGCUAAAUUGGAAGGCGAACUCGCUCUGCAAAAGAGUUUUAGUGAAGAAGUGAAAAAGUCACAGUCAGAAUUAGACGAAUUUCUGCAAGAUUUAGACGAAGAUGUAGAAGGUAUGCAGAGUACUAUUUAUUUCUUGCAACAAGAACUACGCAAGGCGAGAGAAUCAGUCACGCUAUUGCAACAAGAGAACGCAACGUUAAAAGCAAAUACAAAUGAGAAUAAUUUAUCAAAUGGUUUGUCACCUCAUACGCCACCGAUUAAGAAAGAGGAACCGGAAGAAACUGCUAUACCAGAUACGAAACCUCCGAAGCUGGAGGACAGUGAUAUGUGCAAAGGUGUAAGGACUCCACCGUUAACGUCGCCCCAGAGUGAGCUUACUAGUGUCGAUAGAACAGAACGUGCAGAGAGAAAACUUAAUCAAGCCGAUCAUAAUGACGAGAGUUCUAGCGACUCCGCGGCGUUAAUUAUUAAGGUUGAGAACGAGGAACUUAGUGAUAGGGAGGAAGAACAGGAGGAGAAUCGGAACAAACGAAUAUUAAGGAGUAAAAAUCACAAUAGGAAUAGUGGUAAAUCGAACGGGGAGGAGGUGAUGACGCGAACAACGCGGAGUAGGGACAGGAUAAAGAGGGAAAAAAGUGCAGCCAGUAGUGAUGAUGAAAGGACGCACAAGAAGAAACGAAGGGAAAGUAUCCUUUCUCUCGAUUACAAUGAAGCCGAUGAUGAUGCGUUAGUUUUAACUAAUGGCGAGACUUUACAGAGUGAUCCGGAAUGAACGUUGUUUUACGUUCAUUUUGGAUGAUUUUGGAUGACAUUAAUCACACGUGAUUUGAAAAAAAUUCGCGAUAUAUUGAAUAUCCUCUCGUUAUUGUGUAUAAAAUUUUUCAUCUGGAGCAACGCCAGCUAUUUACAAGACAUUGUUCGAAUAAAUAAAUAAUUAGCCAUAAAAGAACGUAAUUUCAGUACCUGUAUUCGUGAUAACUUCAAAGAAUAAAUAUUCAUUGGUCUCUAAAGUGACGAGCCUGUAUAUACUCUUAUACCAUUAGAUCGAUAUAAAGUUCAUGAUUCGCGUUUACAUCAAGUGCAUAAGACGAAGUUGUGUAUUACAUUGCAAGGAUGCUAACUGGAUAAAAUCUAUCUGAAUAGAUUAAUUUAUACAGUCGAAAGAAAAAGCGCGCUGUAAGAAAAAGCCAGAACAAUCGAAUUUCGUUUAUAUUUUGUAAAUUUAUUGUAUUAAAACUCUGUAAAAACGAGCAAGUCUUGGUUAAUGAGUAAAAAAAAAAAUUUCGAAAAAAUAUUGUCAAGAAUUAAUCAAAAAUGCCUAACCACGUUGCGUAAAUAAAUAAAUCUUGAUGCUUUCAGGCGUAUGAAGGCGCAUCACCGAGAGAUUUUCGUAUAAUUGUAUACGUAACAACAAUUCCAAUGUACAUAUGUAUUUCUAUGUAACGUGAGGUAUAUAUCGCCCACGCAUAAAAAAACGUGCGUUUUUACUUUUCUGUUAUUAAAUAACUUGAAAACAGAUGAUAAAAUAUAAAACAAUAUUAGUUUUAGCGAUGCAUUAUAGAUUGAUCUCACAGACUGAUACAUUUUUAAUUCAAUUCAUGUUUUUAAUUUUCCUAAACAAAACUAAAAACAUAUAACGUUUCAUAUCAUAUAUAUUAUCUAUACAUGCAAAUUUGUUUCAUAUCGGCUCAAAAAUUUACGCUUUCAGUUGCGGUGUAUGUUGGACAGAAGUAGAUAUAAAAAAUAUAAGUUUGCAUUUUUAAAAAAUAUAAAGAACGCGUGAUAUUCUUAUCCUAAAUUAUCUCUAUAGUGCCAUUAUUCUUGUCUAAAUAUUUACUCAUAAUUUUCCUGAGUUACAAGCGGCGUAAAAUAAAGCUUUUUCUUAUGCACAUUUUUUGCAAUUAAAAUAUGGUGUCUUCUUUUCUUUAAAUAAUUAAGAAUGAUUAAAAACAACUUGCAUUUCACCUUGCUUACACGUGUAUAAGAAGUUACGUAGAACUUCCACGUGUUAGUUUACAUUCAUCACUAAAAAAUAUGCUAACAUAAAUUGUGAAUCUUGCGAGACAUUAAAGGAUUCCUUAUUCAGAC